AUGAUAACAGUGUAUGAUAACAGUGUGUAUGAUAACAGCGUGUGUGAUAACAACGUGUAUGAUAACAGCGUGUAUGAUAACACUGUGUAUGAUAACAGCGUGUAUGAUAACAUCGUGUAUGAUAACGGAGUGUUUGAUAACAGCGUAUACGAUAGCAACGUGUGUGAUAACAACGUGUGUGAUAACAACGUGUGUGAUAACAGCGUGUAUGAUAACAGCGUGUGUGAUAACGUGUAUGAUAACAACGUGUGUGAUAACAGCGUGAAUGAUAACAGCGUGUAUGAAUUAAGCGUGUAUGAUAACAACGUGUUUGAUAACCACAUGUAUGAUAACAGCGUGUAUGAUAACAGCGUGUGUGAUAACAACGUUUAUGAUAACAGCGUGUAUGAUAACAAUGUGUAUGAUAACAACGUGUAUGAUAAAAGCGUGUAUGAUAACAACGUGUAUGAUAACAGCGUGUAUGAUAACAGCGUGUAUGAUAACAGCGUAUAUGAUAACACUGUGUAUGAUAACAGCGUGUAUGAUACCAGCGUGUAUGAUAACAGCGUGUGUGAUAACAGCGUGUGUGAUAACAGCGUGUAUGAUAACAGCGUGUAUGAUAACAAUGUGUAUGAUAACAGCGUGCAUGAUAACAGCGUGUGUGAUAACAAUGUGUUUGAUAACAGCGUGUAUGAUAACAACGUGUAUGAUAACGUGUAUGGUAACAGCGUGAAUGAUAACAACGUGUAUGAUAACUGCGCGUAUGAUAACAGCGUGUAUGAUAACACUGUGUAUGAUAACAGCGUGCAUGAUAACAACGUAUAUGAUAACAGCGUGUAUAAUAACAGCGUGUAUGAUAACACUGUGUAUGAUAACACUGUGUAUGAUAACAGCGUGUAUGAUAACACUGUGUAUGAUACCAGCGUGUAUGAUAACACUGUGUAUGAUAACAGCGUGUAUGAUAAGAGCGUGUGUUAUAACAGCGUGUAUGAUAACAACGUGUAUGAUUACACUGUGUAUGAUAACAGUGUGUAUGAUAACACUGUGUAUGAUAACAGCGUGUGUUAUAACAGCGUGUAUGAUAACAGCGUGUAUGGUAACACUGUUUAUGAUAACAGCGUGUAUGAUAACAGCGUGUAUGAUAACACUGUGUAUGAUAACAGCGUGUAUGAUAACACGGUGUAUGAUAACAGCGUGUAUGAUAACAGCGUGUAUGAUAACAGCGUGUGUUAUAACAGCGUGUAUGAUAACAGCGUGUAUGAUAACAUUGUUUAUGAUAAUACUGUGUAUGAUUACAGCGUGUAUGAUAACAGCGUGUAUGAUAACACUGUGUAUGAUAACACUGUGUAUGAUAACAGCGUGUAUGAUAACAGCGUGUAUGAUAACAACGUGUAUGAUAACAGCGUGUGUGAUAAUAGCGUGUGUGAUAACAGCGUGUAUGAUAACAGCGUGUGCGAUAACAGCGUGUGCGAUAACAUCGUGUAUGAUAAGAGCGUGUAUGGUAACAGCGUGUAUGAUAACAACGUGUAUGGUAACAGCGGGUGUGAUAACAGCGUGUAUGAUAACAGCGUGUAUGAUAACAACAUGUAUGAUAACAGCGUGUAUGAUAACAGCGUGUAUGGUAACAGCGUUUGUGAUAACAACGUGUAUGAUAACAGCGUGUAUGAUAACAGCGUGUAUGAUAAUAGCGUGUAA
This is a messenger RNA of Procambarus clarkii (red swamp crayfish), 1674 nucleotides long. The record is from RefSeq and is a predicted model, not a curated record. NCBI's taxonomy places the organism in Eukaryota, Metazoa, Arthropoda, Malacostraca, Decapoda, Cambaridae.